This is a messenger RNA of Archocentrus centrarchus (flier cichlid), 1677 nucleotides long. RefSeq names its product general transcription factor IIE, polypeptide 2, beta (gene gtf2e2). Gene Ontology annotation, molecular function: TFIIH-class transcription factor complex binding. The transcript is spliced from 8 exons. Gene Ontology annotation, biological process: transcription initiation at RNA polymerase II promoter. The coding region runs from base 229 to 1089 and encodes 286 amino acids. Gene Ontology annotation, cellular component: transcription factor TFIIE complex. The record is from RefSeq and is a predicted model, not a curated record. Lineage: Eukaryota; Metazoa; Chordata; Actinopteri; Cichliformes; Cichlidae.
CCAGGAUUCGCUGUCCAUACCGGACAAAUCGAACAAAAACGGAAGUGCAGCAUGAGGAAGAUUGUGUAUGAAAUUAGUUAGCUAACGUUUAUUUGUGUGGUCUUUGAAGGAACGACAAAGAACGUGAUUUGGUGAAGCAACCAUUCUGUUUUAGAUCCCAGUGUAUAGUUAGUCCUCUUGGACUAACCCCUUUCUUUCUCUAAGUGAGAACAGGAACAAAGUGUCAGGAUGGAUCCUGCUCUACUGAGGGAAAGGGAGCUGUUUAAGAAAAAAGCGCUUUCCACUCCAACUGUAGAGAAGAGACAGGCUGCAUCAGACUCUGGAUCACACAAAAAGAAGAAACCCAAAGUUGACAAGGAGGGCUCCUCUGGUUCCAAACUCAGUAGUGAGUCUAACGGCAACUUCAACAUCAAGGCAAGCUCCGGUUACAAGUUUGGUUGCCUCGCCAAGAUAGUAAAUUACAUGAAGACAAGGCAUCAGAAUGGGGACACACACUUCCUGACUCUAGAGGAGAUUCUCGAUGAGACCAAACUUCUUGACAUAAGCAUGAAACAGAAACAGUGGCUCAUGAAUGAGGCCUUGGUCAGCAAUCCAAAAAUUGAGGUCCGGGAUGGAACCUAUGGCUUCAAGCCCAAGUACAACCUGAAGGACAAGAAAGCCUUACUGAGGCUGCUGGACAAACAUGACCAGCUGGGCCUGGGGGGAGUGUUGCUAGAAGAUGUAGAGGAAGGGCUUCCCAAUUCAGCCAAGGCCAUCAAGGCUUUGGGGGAUCAGAUCAUCUUUGUAACAAGACCGGACAAGAAAAAGAUUUUGUUCUACAAUGACAAGCAUUGCCAGUUUUUGGUAGAUGAAGAAUUUCAGAAGCUGUGGAGGAGUGUUCCAGUUGAUUCCAUAGAUGAAGACAAGAUUGAAGAGUACCUGAAAAAACAAGGCAUCUCCUCCAUGCAAGAAACGGGACCAAAGAAAGUGUUACCAAUUCAAAAGAGAAAGAAGCAAGCAGGACAGAGGAAGAGACACUUCAAGACGCACAAUAACCAUUUGGCUGGCGUACUGGAGGAUUACUCAGAUGGCGUGCCUGUAAAGAAGUGAAAUAUUUUCACUUACUAGAAUUUGUAACUCAGAAAUGGAUGGAGAUGGUGAUCGUGGCCUCACUCUAACACAGAGACUUCUGAUGGAUGUUAUUUCAGACAUUAGCUUUUUUUUUUUUUUUCCCUUUGCAUUCCUCUCAACAAUCUCUGGUUUGACAUUACAUGGAGUCAGUAGUCGCUGUGUUGUUAUUCUUCUGAUUAUAAAUCAGUCCUAACUGAAGGAGCUGAAUACUUGGAUCAUUAGGAUAGUCUGCUCCCUUACCAGUUAAAGGGGGAACCACAACCUUACUGUUUAAAAAGUAAAUACAGCUGAAAUGUGUAGUUCCUCCUUUCACAUUUUGUGUAUGUUUAUAUAGUACAAAGUGUGUGUGCAAGGGUUUUAUUUGAAUGGUUAGCAUGCUUUUGUAAUUGCAAAAAGCCUUGUGUUGUGCGACGCAUCGCAUCACACUGAAAACUUCUCCAGCAUGAAAUACCUUCAGCUUUGUGGGGUUUAAAAUAUUUAAAUGCUUUUACUUUGCAGCACCAGGACAGUGUUUAAACAUAUUAGAAUUUUUGAACUUAUUUUAAUAAAUUACACUGUUAAACAAAA